UGGUGCUAACAGCUAACGGCUAACAGCAGUGUGAUAACGGACCGUCCUGUCGGGAGCAGAUACACCGACUAGCAGCGGGCCGACACCGGACCGACACCGAAACUUUCUCUAAUGUCGCUGCUGAACUGAAGAAGCUUCUGGAAGCUGCUCGUGAACGCGCACGGUCUCCAUGGCUACGGAGGAGUUGUACGAGGUGGAGCGCAUCGUGGACAAGAGGAAGAACAAGAAGGGGAAGGUGGAGUACCUGGUCAGGUGGAGAGGUUACAGCUCAGAGGGGGACACGUGGGAGCCAGAGACACACCUGUCCACCUGCAUGAUCUACGUCCACGAGUUUAACCGUCAGUACGCCGAGCGGCAGAGAGACGCCACGCUGCUGCGCUCCACCCGCAGCUCGCCCAGCCUCUACUGUAGCCCCGCCCACAGGCCACCCUGCAGGCCGCCGCCCACUGCCCGCAGUGACAUCAGCCCAGGUGUAGCUGGAGACGGUAACCAGGUGAAAGCUCCACUUGGCCUCCACCUGUCCCCCCCCGGACCGCCCCGCCCCGCCACCGUCGGCUCCCAACAGCCCCCGGACAGGUUCAGCAGCAGCCUGAUGUCGGCGUCUCCGGCCAGCUCUGCCCGCCGCAGCGUAGAUCUGUCCAAGACCGGCAUCAAGAUUCUAGUUCCAAAGAGUCCGAUGAACAGCCGGCUGGACUCGGAGGAGUCUCCCAGUGAGGCAGCUCACAGCCUGGAGGCCGGAGCUCAGGAAGCUCACCUGGUUCCACCUGAGGUCGCCCUGCUGGAGAAACCUGCAGGAGUCCAGCUGGGGCCCGGAGAGGAGAGGGCCCGCAUGGGGACCCGACCGCGAAGCCAGAACCCCCUGCCGCCGCCCCGAGCCCCCAUCACCCCCGCUGCCAUGCGCUCCCUCAGCGGCACAGGAAACUCGGCGCUGAUGGAGGCCGUCGCGGCCAGCGGGAUGUCGGGUUUGCAAAGCACUGUUGCUGGGGCAACCAGUGUGACAGGGAAACGCCGUCUAGAGGAAAGAACAGCAUUCGACAAACGUCUGAGGUUCAGUGUGCGACAAACGGAGAGCGCCUACCGUUACCGCGACAUCGUGGUAAAGAAACAAGAUGGCUUCACCCACAUCCUGCUGUCCACCAAGAGUUCUGACAACAACACCCUCAACCCCGAGGUGAUGAAGGAGAUCCAGAGCGCCAUGGCAACGGCAGCAUCAGACGACAGUAAGCUGGUGUUACUUGGUGCCGUUGGCAGCGUCUUCUGCUGUGGCCUCGACUUCCUGUAUUUUAUCAGACGCCUGACGGACGACAGGAAGAAGGAGAGCAUCAAGAUGGCCGAGACCAUCAGAACCUUCGUCAACACCUUCAUUCAGUUCAGGAAGCCGAUUGUGGCGGCGGUGAAUGGGCCAGCAGUCGGCCUGGGGGCGGCCAUCUUGCCGCUCUGCGACGUGGUGUGGGCCAAUGAGAAGGCCUGGUUCCAGACGCCGUACACGUCCUACGGCCAGACGCCCGACGCCUGCUCCUCCUUCACCUUCCCCCGCAUCAUGGGGCUCGCCUCGGUCAGUGCUGCUGUCACCGCCAUGUUCACUUCCCACCUCCUCCUCACCCCU
This is a messenger RNA of Stegastes partitus (bicolor damselfish), 1606 nucleotides long. It is a transcript of the gene cdyl, whose product is annotated as chromodomain protein, Y-like. The record is from RefSeq and is a predicted model, not a curated record. NCBI's taxonomy places the organism in Eukaryota, Metazoa, Chordata, Actinopteri, Pomacentridae. Gene Ontology annotation, cellular component: nucleus. The transcript has 5 exons. The annotation marks the transcript as partial. Gene Ontology annotation, molecular function: transcription corepressor activity.